Molecule: messenger RNA, 1074 nt
Organism: Huiozyma naganishii CBS 8797
Lineage: Eukaryota; Fungi; Ascomycota; Saccharomycetes; Saccharomycetales; Saccharomycetaceae
Gene: RFC5
Product: replication factor C subunit 5
Exons: 1
Coding region: 1-1074 (357 amino acids)
Biological process (GO): DNA repair; DNA-templated DNA replication
Cellular component (GO): nucleus; Rad17 RFC-like complex; Elg1 RFC-like complex
Molecular function (GO): ATP hydrolysis activity; DNA binding; DNA clamp loader activity
Source: RefSeq, a predicted model, not a curated record
AUGUCUUUGUGGGUAGAUAAGUACAGACCACGCACGCUGAAACAAUUGAAUCACUCAGAUGAAUUGACCCAUCUUUUGACGUCUCUACAGGAGCAACCACGAGAUCUACCACACUUACUUCUCUACGGGCCCAAUGGUGCCGGGAAGAAAACGCGCUGUAUGUGUCUACUGGAAUCGAUCUUUGGUGGCGGUGUCUACAGGCUGAAGAUUGAUGUAAGACACUUUGUCACACCGUCUAACAGAAAAUUGGAGCUGAAUGUUGUCUCUUCACCCUACCACUUGGAAAUUACGCCCAGCGAUAUGGGUAACAACGAUAGGAUUGUGAUUCAAGAAUUGCUGAAGGAGGUAGCACAGAUGGAGCAGGUGGAUUUCGAAAACUCCAAAGAUGGGAUUGCCCAUAGAUACAAAUGUGUUGUAAUCAACGAGGCGCAUUCAUUAACGAGGGACGCUCAAGCGGCCCUGAGACGUACCAUGGAAAAAUACUCCAGAAACAUCAGACUCAUCAUGAUUUGCGAUUCUAUGUCUCCAAUUAUCGCACCCAUUAGGUCUCGUUGUAUGCUGAUCCGUUGCCCUGCGCCAACUGACGAUGAAACAAUCAAGAUCUUGGCUGAGGUUGCAUCGAAAGAGAAUGUGAAGGUUGAAUCCGGGUCUGUAUUCCAGAAAAUUGUUGAACAGAGCUCUGGGAACCUAAGGGUGGCUACAUUGAUGCUGGAAUCGAUGUCUCUGUGCAAUGAAAUGCAAUUGAAAAUGUCUACACCAAUUCUAAAACCGGACUGGAUGGUUGUGAUUUCUAACAUUGGCGUCAAGGUCACCCGGGAGAGGAAUGUUGCAUGCCUGGUGGAAUGCCGCUCCAUUCUGUACGAUUUACUCUCACACUGCAUCCCAGCAAAAACGAUACUGCAAGAGUUGACCUUCGCAUUGAUAAAGGAUACGUCAUUGGAUAAGACCAAACGCAUAGACAUUUUGAGCCAUGCUAGCACUUUUGAUGAGAGACUGGCUUUAGGUAACAAAGUUAUAUUCCAUUUGGAAGGGUUCCUGGCCAGAGUUAUGUGCACGCUGGACGGUACCAGCUAA